AUGGCUUCUUGUUUUUGCAAUUCAUGCAAUCAGACCAACAACCUCGGGAUAUUCGAGGGGAUUCGACUCACACUCGUGUGCACGUCAUGCGCGUCAACCGCACUCAGUGACGAGGGUGACCCCAUCGUUUGCUUCUCCAAGGCCAGGGACCUCUUCCCUACGAUACCGCCGAAGCGCGUGAAACAACUGAUGUCUACGCCGCGACACAACCCCCACUACCGUAACGCCGCGCCUAUGCGCAUGUAUUCGGUGGCGGAGCUGAGGGUGUUGCAAGGCGCGGUGGACCAAGAGUGUGAGGCCAAGGCCCUAUCAUUGCAGAAAAAGAGGCAGACUAGGCUCGAGCGGUUGACGAGGGUGCACGGCAUCAGCCCCGCUGCUCCGCUGCACCGCGCUCUAUUCUCUCACAUUUUCGGAGACUAUCUGUGGGCGACACACCCGAAGCAAAAACUGAAGCAGGUCAAGUACAGGUUUUCGGCACACGACAUUUCAGCGCGGCUGUGCCCGCACGACCCCGUUGCGGCCAUGAAUUAUUGCGAGAACCGCGGCAUCACCGCGUUCGUGUACGACCAGCUGCGGCGGGAUUUCGAGUACUCCCUAUUUGUAUCCACACGCGCGCUCCGGUUGGAGGGGGUGGCUAUCUCGCGCUUUCUCUGCCCAUCGGAGCUGGCUGAACUAAAAAACGGACCCCUCUCCCAAAUUCCGGCGAGCGUCGAGCGGCUGAAAAAAAACGCACCAAGAAUGCUACGCAUGGCGCUGCAGGGUAGUAAUGCCGAGGUCGAGCGAAUGAUGAAGUAUCCCGCGAUGAGAACGAGGGUGCGGCGAUGCAUCGAGUACGCCCACGACCCCGAGACGGUAGCGGCCAAAAUGGCGGAGUUUUGGCGCACAAAAGACGACCGCACGCACCGGCGCCGUGUGUUGCAGGACGCCAUGGAUUUGAGAGGGCUAGACAUUCGGCCGGAUAGCGUGUACUGCCACGACUACAUAUGUGGUCUGAUAGACGUCGACCUCGAGGAGCUCGUGGGAAUACAGUACAUCACCCGCGAGCUGUUUGAUACCGGUGGCCCGCGUUUCUGGAGCGAGUAUCACCACGCGUGCGAGUCCGCCUACAGGCGUGCGUUGCUCGAGAACGGCAACACCAUGGACCAGUCAAUUAAAAUGGCGCUACGAGGGUGCGCCUCGCGGCGAAGGCGGUGGAGCUAA
Messenger RNA from Ectocarpus siliculosus, 1200 nucleotides. Lineage: Eukaryota; Phaeophyceae; Ectocarpales; Ectocarpaceae. The record is from the annotation of a GenBank genome assembly.